UCCCCCUCCCCCUGCGUUUUUCCGAGGGCCUGCCUAGGUCCCGCGAGUGUCCAUGGAAGGCGGAAACGGCUGCGGGGACCGUCUCCUUGCCAAGGGGUGUAGUCUUCGCCGCCAUGUCCGGGGGCUUCGAGCUGCAGCCGCUGGACGGCGGCCCCCGGGUGGUGCUGGCGCCCGGGGAGACGGUGAUCGGCCGCGGGCCGCUGCUGCGAAUAACAGACAAGAGAGUAUCCAGAAGACAUGCAAUUCUUGAGGUGGUCGGUGGUCAGCUUCGAAUCAAACCGAUACACACAAAUCCAUGUUUUUAUCAGUCUUCUGAGAAGAGCCAGCUCUUACCAUUGAAGAGAAAUCUUUGGUGCUGGUUGAAUCCUGGAGACAGUUUUUCUUUGCUAGUCGACAAGUACAUUUUUUGUGUUUUCUCUACACACUCUGAAACAGAAAUGGAAUGUACUUUAAGAAAUAGUCAGAUGCUUGAAGAAGAUAAUAUUUUAAAUGAAAUGCCAAAAUCGUCCUCGGUUAAUUUGCCUGAUGAGACAACUGGUAACCCACAGCUGGAAAGAAGCACAGAAAUAGCUAAGACUCAAACCAGCAGUGCAAAUAGUGAGUGUUUCCUAGGUGAAGGUAGAGACCUCAGUAAGCAACAGUCAAACCCUGCCCAGAGGAGAAGAAUCCUGCCAGCAUGGAUGUUAACAGACAGUCGAAGUGACCAAAAUCUUUCAGUACCAGCCAGCAGUGGGGAAAGAGUGCUUGAAGCUGAGAAUGACUGCAUGGAUGGAACAUUGGCUGAUACACUUACAGGGGGACUGCUGAAGAAAGAUAAUAUAAUCCAGGGAAGUGGAAAAGAAGGAAUCUGCAAAAAGCGAUUAAUUUCAUCAGGAAGUUCAAAAAGUACAUCAGCAGAGCAAGACACAGGGAAAAAGUGCAAAAAUGCUCAUCAGGAAGAGUCUAUCAUUUCAUCCAAGGAGAUGCCACAGUCAUCUUCUGCAAUCAUAUUAAGUAAUGCAGAAGUGAAUAAUGUGAAGGCUAAGACACAGAGAAAUGAAAUCCCAAUAGAGGAACUUGGUAAGGUUCCUGAACAUAAGAUUAUUACGAAAGGAACACAAAAUAAAGAAGGCAAGGUGAUGGACUGUUCUGAGAGUUACCUGAGUGCUCAGGGCAAGUCCUUCCACGAGGAGUCUCAAGGCUCUUCUCCUGAGUCCAGCUCUGAUCUCUCCAAUCCUGAAGCUUUGCAUGCAAAGGCAACUGAUUCAGUUCCACAAGGUUCUGAAGAAAAGAAGAUCAAGAGGACAUCCUGUAUGUAUGGGGCAAACUGCUACAGGAAGAAUCCUGUCCAUUUUCAGCACUUCAGUCACCCUGGCGAUGGUGAUUAUGGAGGUGUACAAGUCACGUGUCAAGAUGAUGAGCGGCCUGAGUGUCCCUACGGAGCAUCUUGCUAUAGGAAGAAUCCCCAGCACAAGAUUGAAUAUAAACAUAGUACACUUCCAGUGAGAAGCAUCUCAGAUGAAGACAGUGUUAAUGUUGGGCAAUCCAAUGAGUAUGACCCCAAUGACAGUUCUCCAGAUGAUGAGGAAGACGAAUAUGAGCCAACAGAUGAAGAUUCUGACUGGGAACCAGGACAGGAAGACCAAGAGAAGGAAGACACGGAAGAGCUUCUGAAAGAAGCAAAAAAAUUUAUAAAAAGGAAAAAGUAACUUUUUUCUGUGCUAAUACAUGGCUCUCAUUCUUUCUGGAAAAAAUUUAGAAACGAAGGAGGCACUUAAGCAAUAAUUAUUUUCCUUCUGUUUAUAGGUAUGACUUUACUAUUGACUCUUUGCAAAUGAAACAUUGAAAUGUCAACCUUCAAUGUAGUGGAUGGAAUUUGUUUUGUUUCCUUGCUUUUUCUAUCCUAUUUAAAGCAUCUGGAAAUAGGGAGCAGAUAGACAGUUAAAGAGAAAUAAUUGAUAUUUUUUCAUUUACUUUGUGUGUUGUAAUAAAAAGUAUAAGCUAUAGGUCGCA
This is a messenger RNA of Suricata suricatta (meerkat), 1992 nucleotides long. RefSeq names its product aprataxin and PNKP like factor (gene APLF). Gene Ontology annotation, molecular function: protein binding; DNA-(apurinic or apyrimidinic site) endonuclease activity; 3'-5' exonuclease activity. Bases 114 to 1688 code for a protein of 524 amino acids. Gene Ontology annotation, cellular component: site of double-strand break; nucleus. Gene Ontology annotation, biological process: double-strand break repair. The transcript has 11 exons. The record is from RefSeq and is a predicted model, not a curated record. Lineage: Eukaryota; Metazoa; Chordata; Mammalia; Carnivora; Herpestidae.